This is a messenger RNA of Durusdinium trenchii, 747 nucleotides long. Lineage: Eukaryota; Dinophyceae; Suessiales; Symbiodiniaceae. The record is from the annotation of a GenBank genome assembly.
AUGGCGUUGGGACGGCGGCAGCAGCAAGGCCCGGUGGACCAGAUCGGAACGGCCGGUCAGCAGAAUUUGGAGGAACUGAAGAUGGAAGAGGAAGCGCUCCAGAAACAUUGCGCAGAACUGCAACAGGUUUGGCGACAGGAUGCUCUCAGCUUUGAGAACGAGGCCUUGGAAGUGCAGCUGAUGCAAAUUCAGGAUGAUCACGCACAGUUGCGCGAGGAACUUCGCAGUACUGGAGAGUUUUAUGGCCGCCGGAUUGCCGACAUGACGACUCAAUUGGAGGAAAGGGCUCGUGCUACAUCCACAGCAGAAGGACAUGCUGAUUGUCUGGGAGACUUGCUGGCCUUCCAUGAGGACAAUGGACUACUUGCAGCAAGCUAUUGGAGAACACAAUGCGUUAAACGAGAUGACAGCAUCAGGUUUCUUUCUCUGAAGCUGCAAGAGUACACUGUACCUUCUGCAGAGUAUCACAAGCGGCGCGCAGCUAGUUUCUCAGGAAACUUGGAUACUGAUGUAAAAGCCGAGUUGUCACCAUCAUUGUCGAGGACUGCUUCAGCACCUCUUCAAGGUGUCAAUCAGGUGGCAUUUAGAGCCGCAGAACGCGCCUUCAAGGCACUGAAUGAGCGCCAUUCAUGCCUGUGCGAAGAGCUGCAACGGUCAGAAGAGCACACCUUGAAAGUGGAGCGGAAGUUUCAGGAAAGCAAACUGCGGUGGAUUAAUUUGGGCCUUUGCAAAGCAUCUUUGUCCUGA